This is a messenger RNA of Cottoperca gobio, 2978 nucleotides long. Its product is annotated as gastrula zinc finger protein XlCGF8.2DB-like. Gene Ontology annotation, molecular function: RNA polymerase II cis-regulatory region sequence-specific DNA binding; DNA-binding transcription factor activity, RNA polymerase II-specific. The record is from RefSeq and is a predicted model, not a curated record. The transcript has 2 exons. Gene Ontology annotation, biological process: regulation of transcription by RNA polymerase II. Gene Ontology annotation, cellular component: nucleus. Bases 5 to 1531 code for a protein of 508 amino acids. NCBI's taxonomy places the organism in Eukaryota, Metazoa, Chordata, Actinopteri, Perciformes, Bovichtidae.
CUUUAUGUUGACUCCUACUGAUGAGGAAAGUCACCACCAGCUCCUCUCUCACAACUCUCAUGUAGCUGAGAGCCAAGAUCAGAAAGGAGGCAAGCAUGGAGACUCAGGCUCAACUAAUGCAGAGCUAAAUCUACAGAAUCUACAUCACGAAAGCAUAAAUCACAGAAACAAUGUAGACAACCCUAACCUGUCAGAGAUGCACUGUGAUACUCACACAGGUAAGCAGCCUUUAAAAUGUGACACAUGUGGAAAAGACUUUAAGUAUAAAUCAUCACUAGAGUGUCAUCUGAGAAUCCACACAGGUGAGAAGCCGUUUGCAUGCAAAACAUGUGGGAAAGUUUUUAGAAUUCGUAGUAACUUGACACGCCACAUGAGAUGCCACACAGGUAAGAAGCCGUAUUCCUGCAACACAUGUGGGAAAAGAUUCCCUCAGAAAUCAGCAUUGACCUAUCAUAUAAGAAUCCACACAGGGGAGAAACCGUAUUCUUGCAAAAUAUGUGGAAAAUAUUUCCGAUAUAAAAGUCACUUGACAGUCCACAUGCGAAUCCACACAGGUGAGAAGCCGUUUACAUGCAACACCUGUGGGAGAGCCUUCAGACUUAGUGGUCACCUAGUAAGCCACAUGAGAACCCACACAGGUGAGAAGCCAUAUUCUUGCAAAACAUGUGGGAAAAGAUUCUGUCGUACAUCAGUAUUGAGAAUUCAUAGUAGACUCCACGCAGGUGAUAAUAAUCCAUAUUCUUGCACCACAUAUGGGAAAAGAUUUACUCAAAAAUCGGCAUUGAACGCUCAUUUAUCAAUCCACACAGGCGAGAAGCCGUAUACUUGCAAAACAUGUGGGAAACAAUUCCGAUAUAAUAGUCACUUGACAGUCCACACGAGAAUCCACACAGGUGAGAAGCCGUUAACCUGCAAAAUAUGUGGGAGAGCCUUCAGAGUUAGUGGUCACUUGAAAGACCACAUGAGAACCCACACAGGUGAGAAGCCAUAUUCUUGUAAGACAUGUGGAAAAAGAUUUGGUCGAACUACAGAAUUGAAAACUCAUGGUAGAGUCCACACAGGUGAAAUGCCAUAUUCUUGUAAAACAUGUGGAAAAUAUUUCCGUUACGAUAGUCACUUGACAGUCCACACGAGAAUCCACACAGGUGAGAAGCCGUUUACCUGCAAAACAUGUGGGAGAGCUUUCAGAAUCAGUGGUCACUUGAAAGACCACAUGAGAACUCACACAGGUGAGAAGCCAUUUUCUUGUAAGACAUGUGGAAAAAGUUUUUGUCGAACUACAGAAUUGAUAACUCAUGGUAGAGUCCACACAGGUGAAAUGCCAUAUUCUUGUAAAACAUGUGGGAGAGCUUUCAGAGUCAAUGGUCACUUGAAAGACCACAUGAGGAUCCACACAGGGGAGAAGCCGUUUUGUUGCAACACCUGUGGUAAAGAUUUCAGAUCUAGUAGUAACCUGAUAAGCCACAUGAGAACGCACACAGGGGGAAAGCUGCAGCACUGCAGCACAGAGGUUCCCGAGAUUAAAGAGUAACAGGAGGAACGCUGCACAAGUCGAGAACAUUUGUAAAUGGAUUGUACUUGUACUUCUUGACACUAAAAGUAAGGGAAACCUUUAGUGGUGGUGUUAUUUAUAGGGUCUUUAAAUUCCGUUAAGCUGAACCUGUUAAGUUCUGUUGUGUAAAUUUAAAUGAAAAAAAAAAGUUUUUCCCUUCAUUUGUAUUGCAGAGUAGCUCAGUUUCCAACAGUGAAACAGGGUGCGCGGAUGUGCACGCAGUUCCAUUCAUACUACAAUUGAGGGUAUAGCGUCUUUCCACACAUGCGCAUUACUGAUCCACACUCCAUGUUACGUUGUUUGGCAGGAGUUCAGAGCCAUUCGGCUGUCAUUGUAUUCCUUUAAAGACUAAUUAUAUUCAUGUUGGUAACGACUAUAACAGCGAAUCUCCUCACACAACCUUUCUUUAAAACAGUUAGAAGUGCAUAUGCCACCACUGGACUGGAGUGUGGAACAAAACGGGAGCAUGUGCGGUCAGCUUGCUUGCUAAGGGCGGUCACAAUUUUUGGGCUGCGCACAGACCCUCGAGGACAUGGCGAAUAAAGACAUAUGUGAAAAGUGGCAUAUGACCCUUCAUAUCUACAUAGGUAGCAGGAGUCCGACAUGUUGCUUCUACAGAAUCCCAGAACAGACAAAUUAAACUCUAGAGAGGGCCUUCCGCGUCUUUACAUUACCUGAAGGCUGGAGGUUCUCUACAGGCUUUUGAAAGGAGGGGUGAACAGAGGGGUUUUUAGUUAGUUGCAUCUGCAACCUCACCACAAGAUGCCACUUAAUCUUACACACUGGACCCUUUUAAGGGGAAAGUUGAGGGAAACUUAAUUAACAUUGCUAAACAGCCGAUCUUACCGUUUUUUGGCACCUCUUUCUGUUGGGAAGCGUGUUAGAUAUUUUAGGUAAAGCAUCAACGCUGUUAGAAACCCAUUCAAAUUGGUGAAAUCUUUAUUAUAUUUGUGAAAAUGCAGCUGUCAAAAUAUCUUCCAGAAACGAACCAUUCAACACCUUCAGAGCUCUGCUGGGUACACUCUGAAUACAAUCUCACAAUUAGGGUUAGUAACCGAAAAACGAUUCAAAAUUAAAAACAAAUGCAAAAUGUCUACAACAACUACAAAGCGCUCUCUCAACUGGAUGAUGCUGCGCAAAGCAAUACAUUUAUUUUUUGUUUUGUCUCGGCAUGAGAAGACUAAUACGUUUCUAGCACACAAAUCAAGACAAGGACGUGACCUAUGGACCUCAGGUUUUCUUCUCUGCUCGGAACAGCUGUUAUCAGCUCAACGACUGUCUCUCCUUUGCUCAACUACACACUACAGCAGCUCCGUCCACUACUCAUAACAUCAUCCUUCCCAUCCCAGUUUUAUGUUUUUCUCUAACAUGCAAUGAAUUUUCUUUUGCUUUUCAACUCGUAUGUUGUUUAUAUUGACUGCCUUUU